AUGGCCGGGUCAGCAACAAGCGCAGACGCAGACCCCUUCACCACUCUGCGUUCCUUGCUACGCCCCGAUGAGAUAAUCACUCCACAAUCCCCGGACUAUAAGGCAAGCAUCCAGACCUGGGCAGCCCAGAAGCAGGCACACCCCCCUCUAGCCAUCCGGCCCACCUCGGUCGAAGCCCUGAGCAAGGCCAUCGCCUAUUUGUACGCCACGAGCCUGGACUUUGCGAUCUACGGACAGGGAUUCAGCUCUGCCUCAGCCAAGGACGUCGUGGUGAAUACCUCGGCGUUCGAUGACUUCCACUUUGAUCCGCAAGCCGAGGUAGUCACCAUUGGUGCUGGUCAGCCGUGGUCCGCUGUCUAUCGCAAGCUCGCUGAGACGGCGCCAGAAUACGCAAUCGUAGGAGCUCGCACGCCUUGCGUUGGCGUCGCUGGAACUAUCGUCAGCGGUGGCUUUUCGUGGCUUUCCAGCGAAUGCGAAGGUCGUCAAAUACGACGCUCGGUAGUCUGGGCGUCUACAGAGCCGGAGUUGCUCUGGGCCCUGCGUGGUGGCGGGGGCGGCUUUGGUGUGCUGGCUCAGGUCAAGCUCCGAGUCUUCCGCUACCCGCAGAAUAUCUGGGCAGGCCCGAUCCUGGUCCCUCGCGAGAGACUGGAGGAUGUCGCCGAGGGUAUUGAGAGAUUCCUGGUAGGACCGGUCGAUCCCAAGAUCACGAUGUUCAUGUACGUGGUGAAGGGCCGGCUGCUUGAGUCGAUUGGCACCGACUCGGAUAUGCUGGUGAUCCAUACCUUCGACGCGAAUGGGGAAGAGCACGGUCGAAAGGCGUUUCGGUGGGCGCUGGACAUUCCCGGGGCUAUUGACCAGACCAAGAUUACUACCCUCGCCGGUGUUGCUAACUUGCAAGAGAAGGUCUGUAUCGUCAAAGGCUCCAUGAAACAGUUCUGGCAGCCGUUGCUGGUGCAGGAGAUAUCGAAAGAGACCGUCAUCAAAGCGAUUAAAUGGUUCGAGGAGAUCCACAAGAUCGACGGGUCGCUGGGGGAUUGUACCUAUCUUAUUUUUGAGCUACUGUGCUCGCGCGAUCUGGCCGGGGGCAGUUCGAGCUCUGCCUGGCCACGACCCAAGGGUGGGAAGCAUAUUCUGCUCAUCGGUGCCGGAUGCCCUGCAGAUGCUGGGCCAAGCAAAGAGAAGCUGGCUCGCGAUCUAGCUAUCGAAGCUCCAUCCAAGCUCUUAGAAAACAGUACCGACGUCCAUGUGCUACCCAAUGGUUUCGAGGACUAUCAUGAUCCGACCAAGAUCUGGGGCCCUCAUGUUGCCAAGCUACAGAGUUUGAGAGUUCAAUACGACCCUCGUGGGAGAUUCAAGGGGGCCGUGAAUCCGUAG
Molecule: messenger RNA, 1374 nt
Organism: Aspergillus bombycis
Lineage: Eukaryota; Fungi; Ascomycota; Eurotiomycetes; Eurotiales; Aspergillaceae
Exons: 7
Coding region: 1-1374 (457 amino acids)
Molecular function (GO): FAD binding
Source: RefSeq, a predicted model, not a curated record